Molecule: messenger RNA, 3073 nt
Organism: Stegastes partitus (bicolor damselfish)
Lineage: Eukaryota; Metazoa; Chordata; Actinopteri; Pomacentridae
Product: putative hexokinase HKDC1
Exons: 21
Coding region: 1-2832 (943 amino acids)
Biological process (GO): carbohydrate phosphorylation; intracellular glucose homeostasis; glucose metabolic process
Cellular component (GO): mitochondrion; cytosol
Molecular function (GO): glucokinase activity; ATP binding; fructokinase activity
Source: RefSeq, a predicted model, not a curated record
AUGUUGGCCGUUCAUCUUGUUUCCUUCUUCUUCACCAAACUCCAGGAGGACCCCACGAAGAAGGUGGACAGGUUUCUCCAUGCAAUGCGUCUCCAUGACGACCAGCUAAACGACAUCUCGGCUCGUUUCCAGGCCGAAAUGAAGAAGGGGCUUUCAGCAGAAAGCAACGCUGCCGCCGCAGUUAAGAUGCUGCCGACGCACGUCCGCUCCACUCCCGAUGGAUCAGAGAAAGGACAGUUUAUGGCGCUGGAUUUUGGAGGCUCCAAGUUCAAGGUGCUCCAAGUUAAAGUGAGAGAGGGAAUGGGGAUUAGGAAGGGAGGAGUGGAGAUGGACGAGAAAACCUACAGGAUACCAAAGGAGCUGCUCACAGGGAGAGGAACAGAGUUAUUUGACCAUGUGACCGAGUCGCUAAAGGACUUCCUGCACGAGAGGAACAUCAGUUUGGAAAAGAAACACCCUCUGGCCUUUACUUUCUCUUUCCCCUGCGAGCAGACCGCCUUGAAUCGGGGAUUAUUGUUAAGCUGGAGUAAGAACUUCAGGGCUCGAGGCCUCCAGGGAAAAGAUGUGGUCCAGGUCCUCAGAGACUCUAUUGACAGAACUGGGGGUAUGGACAUGGAGGUGUUAGCUAUGGUUAAUGACACUGUAGCAACCAUGAUGACUUGUGGGUUUGACGACCAGUACUGUCAAGCAGGACUCAUCAUUGGCACAGGCACCAAUGCGUGCUACAUGGAGGAGUUGCGUCAUGUUGACCUGGUGGAGGGAGACGAGGGCAGGAUGUGUGUGAACACUGAGUGGGGAGCCUUUGGAGAUGAUGGGGCCCUGGAUGAUUUCAUAACAGAGUUUGACAGAGAUGUCGACGCAGCCUCCAACAACCCUGGAAAACAAAUCUUUGAGAAGAUGAUCAGUGGGAUGUAUCUGGGUGAGUUAGUGAGGCUGGUGGUGUUGAAGAUGGCUAAAGUAGGAAAGCUGUUUGACGGACGUGUGUCGGACGCCCUGAGGACCAAAGGGAAGAUAACCACUGCACAUGUAGCAGCCAUGGAGGAGUACAAAAAUGGUCUGAAGAACACUCGAACCAUUCUCGAGGAGCUUGAUUUGAGCCCAUCAGAUGAUGACUGCAUCGCUGUUCAACACAUCAGCACCAUCGUGUCCUUCAGGUCCUCAAAUCUGGUGGCUGCUGGACUGGCUGCCAUCUUAACCCGGAUCAAGCACAACCGGAAUCGGAGGGCCUUAAGGAUCACUGUAGGUGUGGAUGGAACCGUGUACAAGACACACCCGCAGUAUCCUAAACGUCUCCACAAAGUGGUUCGACGGCUGCUUCCUGACUGCCAUGUUCGAUUCGCCCUCUCAGACAGCGGCAGCAGCAAAGGAGCCGCCUUGGUGACGGCAGUCGCUCAGCGUCUGGCAUCACGGAAGCGACAGGUGGAUGAGACUCUGUCCUCCUUCAAACUGAGCCAAGAGCAGCUCCAGCUGGUCAAAGCCAGGAUGAGAGCAGGGCUGGAGGCCGGGCUGAAGAGUAAAGGCCCCUCAGCAAUCAAGAUGCUGCCGUCAUUUGUGUACCACACACCUGAUGGCACAGAGAAUGGAAAAUACCUUGCCUUGGAUCUGGGAGGAACCAACUUCAGAGCUAUGCUGGUGAACUUCAAAAAGAGCCUACAACAGAAUGUACGACUUUACCAUAAGAUCUACACCAUACCGCUGGAGAUAAUGCAGGGGACUGGAGAAGAGUUGUUUGAUCACUUAGCACAGUGUAUUGGUGACUUCCUGGACUACAUGGGGAUGAAGAACGCUCGUCUUCCUGCAGGUUUCACCUUCUCCUUCCCCUGCGAGCAAACAGCCAUUGACACGGGCACGUUGGUGAGCUGGACCAAAGGCUUCAAAGCCACAAACUGUGAAGGACAUGACGUUGUCAGCAUGCUGCGGGAGGCCAUCAAGAGACGCAACGAGUUUGAGUUGGACAUAGCAGCAGUAGUCAAUGACACAGUUGGGACGAUGAUGAGUUGCGCCUAUGAAGACCCUCAGUGUGAAAUUGGUCUGAUUGCUGGAACUGGCACAAACGUUUGUUACAUGGAGGAAGUGAAGAACAUUGAGAAGACAGAACUACAGAAAGGAAAACCGGAAAAAUUCAAGGGAACACCUGACGGAGAGCAGGACGAGGUAGAAGAACUCAGUCAGGGGGCUGCUGAGAUGUUAAAGAUGUGUGUAAACACAGAAUGGGGAGGUCUGGGUGACGAUGGCUCACUGGAUGAUAUCAUCACACCUUAUGACACUGAAGUGGACCAAAACUCAGUGAAUCCUGGAAAACAAAGGUUUGAAAAGCUGACCAGUGGGAUGUAUUUAGGUGAAAUUGUCCGCCAAGUAUUAUUGGAUUUAACCAGAGGAGGUUUGCUGUUCAGAGGACACGUCACAGAAACCUUAAAAACACCUGGAAUAUUCCAAACCAAAUAUCUGUCACAAAUAGAGAGUGACCGCCUGGCUCUACUGCAGGUCAGAUCUAUUCUCCAGCAGCUGGGGCUCAACAGCAACUGUGACGACAGCAUCAUUGUCAAAGAGGUAUGUGGAGCUGUGUCACGUCGUGCCGCUCAGCUGUGUGGGGCAGGGAUGGCGGCCGUGGUCGAUAAGAUCAGAGAGAACCGAGGGCUGGACCAUCUGAACAUCACUGUAGGGGUCGACGGGGCUCUCUACAAACUACAUCCACAUUUCUCUGGAGUUCUCCAAAAGACGACCAAAGCUCUGGCUCCUCGGUGUGAUGUGACUUUCCUGCCAUCAGAGGAAGGCAGUGGGAAAGGUGCUGCCCUCAUUACCGCCGUGGCCAGAAAGAAGAAGGAGAUCUAACUUCACAUGACUGAAAAACACUAAUUUACCAAACUCAUGUUUUGGAUCGGCCCCUCCUGGUGCACUGCUGUUCUCGUCACCGUUCAGUCCUGAGUUCGCCUGAGAGAGAGUUAUACUGUUGUGUGUUUUCUGUGAAACAACACUGUGGAUGGAGGGUGGAAGCACUGCUGCCACUGAUGAGAUCGAUGUCCAUAAUAAAUGUUUAAAGAACUGGAACCGGAUUAAAGGAUUUUUACAUUCA